Microtus ochrogaster (prairie vole) is the source of this 1639-nucleotide messenger RNA. It is a transcript of the gene Foxa2, whose product is annotated as forkhead box A2. The record is from RefSeq and is a predicted model, not a curated record. NCBI's taxonomy places the organism in Eukaryota, Metazoa, Chordata, Mammalia, Rodentia, Cricetidae. Gene Ontology annotation, biological process: regulation of transcription by RNA polymerase II; cell differentiation; anatomical structure morphogenesis. Gene Ontology annotation, molecular function: RNA polymerase II cis-regulatory region sequence-specific DNA binding; DNA-binding transcription factor activity, RNA polymerase II-specific; protein domain specific binding.
UGCGCGCCUCCUGAGGCCGCUCCAGGACUUAACUGUAACAGGGAGGGGCCUCCGGAGCAGCGGUCAGCGAGUUAAAGUAUGCUGGGAGCCGUGAAGAUGGAAGGGCACGAGCCAUCCGACUGGAGCAGCUACUAUGCAGAGCCGGAGGGCUACUCUUCCGUGAGCAACAUGAACGCCGGCCUGGGAAUGAACGGCAUGAACACUUACAUGAGCAUGUCCGCGGCCGCUAUGGGCAGCGGUUCCGGCAACAUGAGCGCGGGCUCCAUGAACAUGUCAUCGUAUGUGGGCGCUGGAAUGAGCCCAUCCCUAGCUGGCAUGUCUCCGGGCGCGGGCGCCAUGGCGGGCAUGAGCGGCUCCGCUGGUGCGGCCGGCGUGGCAGGCAUGGGACCGCACCUGAGCCCGAGCCUGAGCCCACUUGGGGGACAGGCGGCUGGGGCCAUGGGUGGCCUUGCUCCUUAUGCCAAUAUGAACUCAAUGAGCCCCAUGUACGGGCAGGCGGGCCUGAGCCGCGCACGGGACCCCAAGACAUACCGGCGUAGCUACACCCACGCCAAGCCUCCCUACUCGUACAUCUCGCUCAUCACCAUGGCCAUUCAGCAGAGCCCCAACAAGAUGCUGACGCUGAGCGAAAUCUACCAGUGGAUCAUGGACCUCUUCCCUUUCUACCGACAGAACCAGCAGCGCUGGCAGAACUCCAUCCGACACUCGCUCUCCUUCAACGACUGCUUUCUCAAGGUGCCCCGCUCGCCAGACAAGCCUGGCAAGGGCUCCUUCUGGACCCUGCACCCCGACUCGGGCAACAUGUUCGAGAAUGGUUGCUACCUGCGCCGCCAGAAGCGCUUCAAGUGUGAGAAGCAGCUGGCACUGAAGGAAGCCGCGGGGGCGGGCGGGGGCGGAGGCAAGAAGACCGCUGCUGGGACUCAGGCCUCGCAGGCUCAGCUCGGGGAGGCCGCGGGCUCGGCCUCUGAGACUCCGGCGGGCACCGAGUCCCCCCAUUCAAGCUCUUCCCCUUGUCAGGAGCACAAACGAGGAGGCCUGGGAGAGCUGAAGGGGACACCCGCCUCCGCGCUGAGUCCCCCGGAGCCAGCGCCCUCGCCAGGGCAGCAGCAGCAGGCUGCAGCCCACCUGCUGGGCCCACCUCACCACCCAGGCCUACCACCCGAGGCCCACCUGAAGCCGGAGCACCAUUACGCCUUCAACCACCCCUUCUCUAUCAACAACCUCAUGUCCUCUGAGCAACAACACCACCACAGCCACCACCACCAUCAGCCCCACAAAAUGGACCUCAAGGCCUAUGAACAAGUCAUGCACUACCCUGGGGGCUAUGGCUCCCCCAUGCCAGGCAGCUUGGCCAUGGGCCCAGUCACGAACAAAGCGGGCCUGGAUGCCUCGCCCCUGGCUGCAGACACCUCCUACUACCAAGGAGUGUACUCCAGGCCUAUUAUGAACUCCUCCUAAGAAGAAGGUUUGCAGGCCCUGCUAGCUCUGGCCAGCGGGAGAAGGACCAGAGAGAAGAGAGGCUGCCUGGAGACUUUGGAAAAGUUGGGAGGAAAAAGUAGCCACCACACUUCAGGCCCCAAGAGUGCAGUCUCAAACAACUGUCUGUGCCCCUAAAGAACUGGGCCUUGGUGAUCUGUCU